This is a messenger RNA of Dentiscutata heterogama, 139 nucleotides long. NCBI's taxonomy places the organism in Eukaryota, Fungi, Glomeromycota, Glomeromycetes, Diversisporales, Gigasporaceae. The record is from the annotation of a GenBank genome assembly.
GCAGCAUUAAACUUUCUUGAAACUCAAAAAAAUAGUGCAAGUGUAUCUUUAAGUGUUCGCAGGGUUGUUCUAAACUUUGAACUUGCUGAACAAAUACUACAUAAUGCUAUAGCUCAAUGUGGUGCAUCUAAACAUCCAG